Molecule: messenger RNA, 1181 nt
Organism: Saccostrea cuccullata (small rock oyster)
Lineage: Eukaryota; Metazoa; Mollusca; Bivalvia; Ostreida; Ostreidae
Exons: 3
Coding region: 121-1098 (325 amino acids)
Biological process (GO): adenylate cyclase-activating G protein-coupled receptor signaling pathway
Cellular component (GO): plasma membrane
Molecular function (GO): G protein-coupled receptor activity
Source: RefSeq, a predicted model, not a curated record
UGGAUGUAGGAAAUAAAGUACACGGGAUUAAUUAACAAUUUCGAUUUGCUUCAUGCCAGUAAGAAAUAUGAUAGCACCAGCAUCAGAGACGCCCGAAGAAGGGAACGACAAACAUACAUCAUGAUGGACGAAAGAUACAGAUUCAAAAUUUUUGGAAUAAAUGAUGGACGUUUUCUUGUGCUUCAUUCUACAGCCUUAGUCUUUAUAGGCCUAAGUGUCCUAUGUGCAGGAUUAGUGAUAGCUACCUCCAUAAAAAAUAAAAAGAAUGUGAAUUUUUUCGUUGGAUGGAGCAAGUGUGAACGUUUCGCAAUUUACAUGGCUGUUUGUGAUAUUUUACUUCACGUGGUCCAUUGCACGGACCAUAUUCAUAUGUUGAUAGUCCAUGGCCAUGUUCAUCCGAUAAACUUAUGCGAAUUCUAUGGAUUUGUGUUAUACGAGUUUACAGUUGCCCAGAGUUCAUUGGUUUUUAUCAUUGCAACUAAUGCCUUUCUGUUAAUAAAGUUGAAAUGGAAGUUGAAUUAUGGUGUCAGAGACUGGAGGAUAAUCUCCGUUGCUUUAGGCUUACCAUUUAUCAUUUGUGUAUUCUUGGUUUCCUACAAGCAGCUCGGACCUACUGGGACAUACUGUGGAAUCGUGGGGGAGAGGGUGGUGACAUUUGUUUCUACACUUCCGGUUCUCCUUGUGCUAAUUGUAAACACAGUAUUGUAUAUUCUGACGUGGAAGCAAAUAAAGAUUGAAGGAAAGAGGGUGAAAGCGUCGCUGAGGAAUCGCAAAUCUUCGAGUCAAAGAUCAGCUAGGGCAGCCAAGAAUAUGUCCUUAUUUGUUGCGGCCUAUUUCAUUCAGUGGUGGGCCUUGCCGCUUCAUGGCGUCUGGCAGUUGGUAGACAAUACCCCCUUUGAAGUCCUUGAACUCCUAGCGAUAUUUACUAAUAUGGGAGGUGUAUUAAAUGGGGGAGUGUUCUUGAUUAUCAAAAAGUCACGUGUUUCUAAAGUGAGCAGUAUAUCUCAAGAGAAAGAUGGAUCUACAAGUCCGACAUCCGACCAAACGCAAUGCAGCAAGCAUAAUCCUAUUGCAAAUGACGUACUACAUGUAGUAUAAUAUAAUACUAUUGUUUCUACAGAUAUGUACAAAUAAAACAAUACUUUGAUAUGCAAAGUUAUUUUUUAAUUAUGCUCUUUGAA